Molecule: messenger RNA, 4225 nt
Organism: Salvelinus fontinalis (brook trout)
Lineage: Eukaryota; Metazoa; Chordata; Actinopteri; Salmoniformes; Salmonidae
Product: suppressor of cytokine signaling 3-like
Exons: 3
Coding region: 710-1381 (223 amino acids)
Biological process (GO): phosphatidylinositol phosphate biosynthetic process; intracellular signal transduction
Cellular component (GO): phosphatidylinositol 3-kinase complex
Molecular function (GO): 1-phosphatidylinositol-3-kinase regulator activity
Source: RefSeq, a predicted model, not a curated record
GUGUGUUAUUACUGGAAGAACUUCGGAGCCGAGGAGGUGGAGCCUUACGAAUAUCAGCUCUAUAGACUACUCGUUGGUCGCUGUAACACAACUACCUCCGUUUGCUGGAUAGAGAAAGGAGAGAGUAUUGUUUAUUAUCUAUUUCACUUGCUUUGGUAAUAUAAACAUGUUUCCCAUGCCAACAAAGCCCUUUGAAUUGAUUUGAGAGAGAAUAAGAAUAUAAGGGGGAGGACCCCGACGUCUUUACCGACAAUAGCCUACGGACCCGUUCCUCUGUGGGUUAGAAGAGACAGGAGUUAAUGACCAAGUUUAUAAAUGAUUUAACUCGGGGACUUUGGAUAUUUUCUCCCCCCGGAGAGGAACGCUGGAGCCCGAGACAGGAACCAUCUCCAAGCUGUCUGCAGUGGGUGGUCUCUCUGAGGUCCUCUCUGGACUGCUCCUCAGUGUCUUCACUCUGGGAAUCACGUCCACUGCCCUACUCCUCCCUUCCCUCACGUCCUCUCCCCUCCUCCCCCCACACGUCCUCAUCCUCCCUCCCCUCCUCCCUCACGUCCUCUCCCUUUCUCCUCUCCACCUCCAUCACAACUCCCCUCCUCCCCUUGUACCUCCUCCCCCUCCCUGCUCUGGACCCCCCACCCCUCAGUCAGCAAGCCGAGCAGGGGGGGUCAGGGCGCCAUGGUAACCCAUAGCAGGCACGACCCCCCCAGCCAUGAGCAGCGUUACCCACCCAGAGGCCAGAGGUCAGGGGUCAGACGUGCACCCCCUGCGCUACAAACCCUUCAGCUCGCACGCACACUACCAACAGGUGCUGUGUGCGGUGCGUAAGUUACAGGAGAGUGGGUUCUACUGGGGUGCAGUGGGGGGUCGUGAGGCCAGCGCUCUGCUCCGCUCCCAGCCCCCCGGGACCUUCCUGGUCCGAGACUCCUCCGACCACCACUACUUCUUCACACUGUCGGUCCAGACGGCUCGCGGGACCAAGAACCUCCGGAUCCACAGCCAGGGGGGAAGCUUUUACCUGCAGCCUGACCCCCACUGCACGCACACGCCCCCGCGUUUCGACUGUGUGCUCAAACUGAUUGGACACUACAUGGGGAAGGAGGGAGGUGGAGGAGGAGAUGGGGAGGCCGGGGUAAGGACAGGGGGAGGCAUGGCUGCGACUGCAGGGGAGACUGUGGGGACAGGGAGUUUGUAUCUGAUCCACUCUGGGGGAGAGAAGGUUCCGUUAGAACUGCGUCGACCCCUCCCCUCCUCGCUGUCCUCCCUCCAGCACCUGUGUAGAAGGACCCUGAACGGACACCUGGGGGGCCCGGAUCCCCCCGACACACACCAGCUCCCUCACACUCUAAGAGACUUCUUGGCGGAGUACGAUGCUCCCAUCUAACACACACACACACACACAGUUCAGUUUGGGGGUUUCCCUGUCUAACGGUUGAGGAUAGGAUUUGGAGAGGGUAAGCUGAUCCUAGAUCGAUGCCACUGCUUUCCUAUCAAGUGGAGCCUCAUAUUGGUAGCCAUGGAUACACCUCUCCUGGAGAGACUGUCAAUGGGAGUCAGGAAAACGCUGGGGGUCAAAGGUUAUUGCCCUGUCAGCAAAGUUAGUCGUUCUCCCAGCGGAAGCUGUGAUUGGGUAGUCAAAAAGAUUAAAGUGACGCAGACAGUGAACGUGCACACACGCAAGCAAACACACACACGCAAGCAAACACACACUUUAGCAGUAUCUUUAGGAGUGUUGUCAGAAGGUUUCCUGUGGGUUUGUUGUGCUGCUGGGGCUGAGGAACAGCUCUUUCUAUUGAUUAGCAGAAGCUUACCUCUACUCUUUCUCCUGUCUGACAUGUAAAAUGGGCUGACUGGAUUGAGAGUGAGAGAGAGAGGGAGAUAGAGAGAGGGAUGGAAGUAUAAUGAGAGAAAAGGAGAGAGGGUGGGGAGUAUGGCAGUGAAUGUCAAACCAGGGGCCCAUAGCAGAGUGAAUGUGUUUGUGUGCAUGGUGUCGUACACAUUUCCACUGCUGCAUGCCAACUAGCAUGGCCUCAUAGGAAGGUGUGAGGGAUCAUGGCUGACAACAGCCUCUAGCCUCACACACAUAGACACACACACACACACACACACACACACACACACACACACACACACACACACACACACACACACACACACACACACACACACACACACACACACACACACACACACACACACACACACACACACACACACACACACACACAGGCUGAAGACAGCCACUAGCCUCACACACAUAGACACACACAGGCAUACAUACAGCUAUACUGCAGCCUUGGAAGCUCUUCUGUUAGAAUGUGAUGGAGGUGCCCCUGUCUCUCCUUCUUGUCUUUAUCCCCCCCCCCAACACCACAUAUCUCUCUGGGAACAGGAGUUGUGACAGUGAGUCUGAGCAGACCACUGUUAGUCAGACAAAAGCCCUGGCAGACAACCAAAGCUAACAGUGGAUCUUAUUAUAGUCCCAGGGGGCGGGCGGGCGGACGGACGGACGGACGGACGGACGGACGGACGGACGGACGGACAGACAGACAGACAGACAGACAGAAACAACAAUGUGUGUCCCAAAUAGCACUUUUAUAGUGCAUUACUUUGGGACCCUGUGGACUCUGGUCAAAAGUAGUUCACUAUAGGAAAUAGGUUGCCAUUUGAGACACAUGCAGAAACAACUACAACUGAAGCAGAACAUAGUCAGAAGUCGAGUGGGAGAGGUUAGGAAAAAGUGAGGAAGACAAGUAGGGGUGAGGCUGGGGGAGAGGGGGAGAGGUUAGGAAAGGGUGAGGAAGACAAGUAGGUUAGGAAAGGGUGAGGCUGGGGGAGAGGUUAGGAAAGGGUGAGGCUGGGGGAGAGGUUAGGAAAGGGUGAGGCUGGGGGAGAGGUUAGGAAAGGGUGAGGCUGGGGGAGAGGUUUGGAAAGGGUGAGGCUGGGGGAGAGGUUAGGAAAGGGUGAGGCUGGGGGAGAGGUUUGGAAAGGGUGAGGCUGGGGGAGAGGUUUGGAAAGGGUGAGGCUGGGGGAGAGGUUUGGAAAGGGUGAGGCUGGGGGAGAGGUUUGGAAAGGGUGAGGCUGGGGGAGAGGUUAGGAAAGGGUGAGGCUGGGGGAGAGGUUAGGAAAGGGUGAGGCUGGGGGAGAGGUUAGAGAUGGUUUUCAGACCACAGAGACGAUGACAACCCCUUCAUUUGGUCUGAUGAUGAUGGUAGUGAUGAUGAUGAUAGUGAUGACGAAGAUGUGAUAAUAAUGAUUUUGAUGAUGAUGUAGUGUUAAGCUGAAUCCAUGUCUUCCUGAUAGAAGUCAAAUUAGUAGAAGAUCAACGUUUGUCAUUUUUAACAUUUACUAACAACAUAAUGUUUACAUGUGUCGCAUCAGCCCAGCUACAUGUGAAGUACUCGUCUUUCAUAAAGACUGCUCAUAACCUCGCCACUAGACUGGCAGACAGGACAUACUAUCUGGAACAACAAAAACUAAAAGCAUUACAAAAUAGAAAUGAAUAAAGGAACUUUGCACAUAUUUAUAUUUCUAAGAUAUUUCAAUACUUAAUAUUAAAGCGCACUUUUUUUUUAACCAAAUUGAACCGAUUCUCUUUGUGCCUUCAUUUAUCUAGGAUACACGUCUGUCUGUCUGUGUGCGAUUUAAUUAACACUUUAACUGAAUAUGCUGUCAAUUUAAACCCCUCUGGCGUUAACCCCUCUAGAAUCAACUCUCAGAUAUAACACUUUUUUACCUCAACACCGAGAUUGUAACACCUGCAAAUUUGCUGUGUGGGGUACACGUGAAACAUUUCUCUGGAAAUGUGCAGUGUACUGAACUGUAGUGUGUGUGUAUGUAUGUGUGUGUGUGUGUGUGUGUGUGUGUGUGUGUGUGUGUGUGUGUGUGUGUGUGUGUGUGUGUGUGUGUGUGUGUGUGUGUGUGUGUGUGUGUGUGUGUGUGUGUGUGUGUGUGUGUGUGUGUUUUUGAGAGUGAGAAAUAGGUGAGGGGGGUCAGAGAAUUAGUGUAUGUGAGGUCAGAGAGGUGAAAGGUUCCACGUGGGAGAGAUUUAUGAUGGUCUGUGGUUAGCAGUGUGUAAAAGGUAUACAUGAGGGUCUGGGUGGAGAAUUUCUCAAUAGUGUGAGUCUCUCUCUCUCCCCCUAUUCAAUUCAAAUGGCUUUAUUGGCAUGGGAAACAUGUUUAUAUUGCCAAAGCAAGUGAAAUAGAGAAUAAACAAAAGUGAAAUGAA